ACACAACAACCCUCAGCAAAACUGCCUCUUCCCUGUGUGGAUUCGGUGGAGCUGGUGUACCUGUCCUCCUCGUCCCAGAGAAGACUAGUCACCUAGGCAACCGGUGAACCACUAAAAGGGGCGGGCUGCGGCUUCUGUACUCGCACACGUGGGCACUAUGACCCAGGAGGGCCAGAGUGACCCACCAGCGCUGGACACCCCCCCAGAGCCCGAGCUGAGUGUGGCCCAGGAAAGAGACCCUGAGCUGGGCUGCGAGGACCAAGGAGCCGGGGAGGAGGAAGAGGCUGGAGCACCAAGCGCUGAGUCACCCACCACACAAGCGGAUGAAGGGGAUGAUGGGACAGUGGAAGACUGCAGAGAGGCGGAGGACCACGGAGGACAGGAAGCGAGGGAUGAGGUGAUGAAUGGAGGACAGACAGAACAAGAGGAGGGAAAAGAGAGGGACGUGGAAGAGGAGGAGGAGGAGGAGAAGGACGAGGAAGGGACGUGUGUCGUCUCAGAGAGAGAGGCUGAUGAUGAGGACAGACACGAACAGGACACACACUCUGAGAACCCCAACGUCACAGAGAGUGCCAUGAACGGGAUGUCGGAGGAGGAAGGGAGCAACCAAGCAGGGGAAGGAGAGGAAGAAAAGGAGGAAGAGGAGGCCAUCGCUGGAGAGAAGGAGGAGGAGGAGGAGGGAAACAACGGGAACGGAGGAGAGGAGCCAGAAAACAAGAGUGACACCUUCAGUGCGACUUUGGAGUGUUCUGUGGAGGGCACAAACACCGAGAUGGAAAAAGAGAAAGAGGAGGAGGAAGUGACAGAGGAAAGAGGAGGGGAAGAGGAAACGACGCAGCCAAACCAGGACACGUUCAGCUCAGCAUUUGAGCUCAUUGUGGAACAGGUAUCUGCAGCUGCAGAGGAGGAGGAGGAGGAGGAGGAAGAGGAGGAGGGGGAUGAGGAGGCCGAGUGCGAAGGGGUGGACGACUGCUCGCGCGACGCCCAGGACGGCUUCAGCUCCACCUUCGAGCGCAUCGUGGAGUCGGAGCUGCUGAGGGGCGGGACCUGCUACAGCUCGCUGGACUCGCUGGACGUGCUGUCGCUCACCGACGAGACGGACAGCUGCGUGAGCUUCGACGCGCCGCUCACGCCCCUCAUCCAGCAGAGGGCGCUGGUCGGCCCCGAGCCGCCGGAGCUGGAGCUGGAACCCGUGCAGGAAGGGGAGGAUGGAGAGGAGGACGAGGAGGAGAGGAGGAUGAUGGCGCUGCAGGCCAAUGGAGGACAGGGAGGGGGAGGGGGAGGGGGAGGAAGCCCACUACGGAUGACCAUUCCAGGGAGUCGGUCGGAGAACGUGCUGAGCCAGCGCAGCACCAUUCCCAACGGAUUCCAUGCAGACGCGCACGCCAACGGGGACGGCACAGGGAUCCCCAGCUCCAUGAGCGAUGCCAGCUUGGCAGACGUGCUCUCGGACUCGGACUCGGAGCUGGGUAGCCUGGAGCAGCUGGCCCGAGGGAACAGCACGGACACCCUCGCCAACGGCUGCCGUGCCGACUCGGACCCAGCCAAGCGCCUGGCCAAGCGCCUCUACUACCUGGAGGGCUUCAAGCGCUGUGACGUGGCACGACACCUGGGCAAGAACAAUGACUUCAGCCAGAUGGUGGCCGCGGAGUAUCUCACCUUCUUCGAUUUCUCUGGUCUGUCACUCGACCGAGCCCUCAGGAACUUCCUCAAGGCCUUUCCCCUGAUGGGGGAGACACAGGAGAGGGAGAGGGUACUGGUGCACUUCUCCAAAAGGUUCUGCAGCUGUAAUCCUGACACACCCACAUCAGAAGAUGGUGCCCAUACACUUACCUGUGCUCUCAUGCUACUGAACACAGAUUUGCAUGGACAUAAUAUUGGGAAGAAGAUGUCCUGCCAACAAUUCAUUAGUAACCUCGAUGGACUGAACGAUGGCAAAGAUUUCCCCAAGGAAAUGCUGAAGGUGCUGUACAACUCUAUAAAGAACGAAAAGUUGGAGUGGGCUGUUGAAGAAGAGGAGUUGAGGAAGAGUCUGUCUGAGCUGGUGGAGGAUCACUGCGAGGGGGGCAAGAGGGUUGUCCGGGUAACAGACGGUAACAAUCCAUUCAUUGCCAUUCCACUGCUGGUCAACGCUGUCACCUACAAGCAUGGAGUCCUGACACGCAAGAGUCACGCUGACAUGGAUGGCAAACGCACCCCUAGAGGUCGUCGCGGUUGGAAGAAAUUCUAUGCUGUGCUGAAGGGGAUGAUCCUGUACCUGCAAAAGGAUGAGUAUAAGCCUGAUAAGGACCUAUCGGAGGUGGACCUGAAGAAUGCGGUGCGUGUGCACCAUGGUCUGGCCACCCAGGCCACCGACUACAGCAAGAGACCCAACGUCCUCAAGCUGAAGACCUCCGACUGGAGGGUCUACCUCUUCCAGGCUCCGAGUGAAGAGGAGAUGCUGUCGUGGAUCUUCAGGAUAAACAUGGUGGCCGCGCUCUUCUCUGCUCCCGCCUUCCCUGCAGCCAUCGGCUCCAUGAAGAAGUUUGGCCGACCAAUACUGCCAUCAUCUGGCACCAGACUAAACCAGGAGGACCAGCUGCGCUCGCAUGAGAAUAAGGUGAAGCAGAUCUCCCUGGAGCUUGAGGAGCAUCGAAGGAGCAGCUCCGAGCUCUCCCCCAAGAGCAAAGACUACGAGGAGCACCGGCUCAAAGAACACUACCUUGCCUAUGAGAGGGGCCGCUAUGAGACCUACUCCUCCCUACUGGGGGCCAAGCUGCGGCUGGAGACGGAUGAUCUGGACCGGCUGGAGGCCUGCGUGCUGAGCGGAGAGGCUGCCGCGCGAGACGGAAUCCUGCGCAAGACCCAGUCCAGCCCCCACAUCAGCCCCGGACACCACAGCCACAGUCACAGCCACGGCCUCAAUGGCAGGAGCACGCCACGGACACCUCCGCCCACCUAAACACACACACACAGACAGACACACACACACACACACACACACACACACACACACACACACACACACACACACACACACACACACACACACACACACACACACACACACACACACACACACACACUCAUGUACAAAAACAGAUUCCAAUGCAUUUCCUCACACAUAGCACAAACUGCAUCCAGGUCAUAAACCACCUACAUAUAAGUUAACAGUGCCAUGCAAAUGUGAUAAUAAACUUUUCCCAUUACAAACAUAGCAUUCACAGACACACACACACACACACACCCUCACACACACACUUGGGAUGCAUUCUAUCGGCACAGGUACAUUGCUUGCCCGUACCCAAAGUAUCAGUACCUGUGUGGUGGACAGGUGGAGGAAGAUGAGAGUAGAAGAAGAGAAAAUUGAACUCUAACGAGCAAAAAAACAAAACAAAAAAAUCCCAAAACUUAACAAAUGUAGCAUAAUUAUCAAAUUGUGUUAGCAGUCCAGUUGCAGCAUUGCUAUGAACUUCUAUGCACUGAUGUGCCAAACUCCAGAGGACGAUGAAGAGAACAGGUCCCGGAGGACCGUUACCAGGGCAACAAGGAGGGAGGUCCAUGAUGUCAUCACCAUGGUGACGGCAUUUCCUAAAGAUGUCAGACAUCUGGCAUUGCAGAUGAAGGGAUUGCCGUCACCGUGUAGUUGGGCAAAAGCAGAACUGAUGCAGGGACUAUUUGGUAACCUGACUCUCAGCAGAUGACUGUAGCUCGGAGUAGCUCAGUGGGACGCCAUGUGGAGCUUGGUGGAACUACAUUCAUCUGGUGGAAAUCUGGUUAUGGAACUUGUUGUGGGCAUCAUUUUUCACAGGUGUUAAGCCCCAGAUGAUGGGUAUUCACACACAAGCACGCACACACGCACACACACACUUCUGUGCAUACCCACAUACAGUAUAUUCUAUAUCAUAUGUACACACACACACACACACACACACACACACACACACACACACACACACACACACACACACGUUGUAGUAAUUCCUGUGGACUUUUGCUAUUCAAGAGGUAGCCUGAACUCUGGACUGAACAUACAGAUUUAUUUAUUCUUUUUAUUUAUUGUUUGUCAGUCUGUCUGUUUGUUUGUUUGUUUCUUGUAGAGCCUGCCACUUUAUGGGUAGCAAUGUUUUUCAGUGCCACCUUGUUCCUGUGGUAGGCAAGAGUGGUGCAUGCUGGGAUAGUAUUAUCCUGCAGGAGCUGAGUCGACGCUGAAACUGGUCGUGUUCGAAAUGUAUGUUAACUAUGUAGUGCACUACAGGAAUUACACAUUUCUGUUCCCUACAUAGGGUACUAGUGUAAACGACCUCUGACACUUCAUCUUCAGAAAACAAAAGUCCUGUUGUUAAUUUCCAGCACGCCUUCACCAAGUUAGUCAGAUCAUUCUAACUAGCACAACUCCUCAACCACGUAGACGAGCUAAUAAGAGAAAUCAUCUGUUGGGACUUCUUUAUUGCUCAAGCUAAGGUGUCCCCCUCAGAAGAUCAACGUCCGAUGGGGUGAAACUCUUACCGUGUUUAGAAAGUGUUGUGAUGCAUCCUUUGUUUUAUGCACGUUGAACGUAAAGGAGAAGGACCGAGGAGGUUUUUUGGAGAUGCAAAGUAUUUUAUGUAAGUGUGGAAAAAGUGAGAGGCUGCACUGUAAAUUCUGCAGUGCUCAUUUAACACUUAGAGAGUUGAUUUGACAUAAUUUGGACUUAAAUGAACUCUCUAAGUGUUGAAUUAAUACCACAACAUUUACUGUGUGUGUCUGAUCAUGUAUGCCCCAUAUCGAUGUGACUCUGACAGGUCAAAUAUGUGCAUUGCGGAGAGUGAGGCUGUCAGAGAACGGAUGCACGGGUUGUAAGAUAGGAGGUUCCUGUAAUGUUGAUUGAAAAAAGAGUGGUUUAUGGUUUAUGAACGCCUGUGUGUGUGUGUGUGUGUGUGUGUGUGUGUGUGUGUGUGUGUGUGUGUGUGUGUGUGUGUGUGUGUGUGUGUGUGUGUGUGUGUGUGUGUGUGUGUGUGUGUGUGUGUGUGUGUGUCUGUUGAUCAUAGGAGUUUCAUUCUCUCAUGGCUGACCAUUGUACCACUGUCUACUACUAUGAAAUGCAUCAACAGUACCUACUGUUUGUUGACUGAAAUGGUCUAUCCUCUGGUAAUCUGUGGAAAAAAAGAUCACAUAUCCUAUAAAACGGAAUGCUAAAAUGGACUGUGACUUUUGUAGUAUGGCUGUAGUAAUGGUAUACAAUUCCCCACCACCACCCUACCCUCAUAGAAUACUGACCUACAGUCUAGUGAAGAUCCGUUAUUUCAUGGUAACAUUGUAAUAUGUUAUUUGAACAGAAGAAGAGGUGAAAAUAUUUAACAUUUGCAGCGGGACUGCCCCCAUGCUCACUCUUACCUUCAUCAUUUCAUAGUCCAGAGGAAUGUAGCCGCCAGGACAGACGUUGAGACCAAUCAUCUCGCACCUUGUGCAGAGGGGACACCAGGGGAUCAGUUGAGUCUGGGCUCCACGGCGCUGGGCGUCAAAUGGUACUGCUGUUCUGGAGUCUUCCACUGCGACACUGGACGCCCUUCCCUGCCCGCCCGUGCCACUAACCCUCGUAGGACACGCACUGCUUGGCUUGAUUAGGCCAAAUAGCACUAAGCGCACUAUGCGCGCGAAGCGAGCUUUUUUUGUUCUUCCAGUUCGGGAAAGAUCUGGGGUGAAAGUAGAAGUGCUUUUUUAUACACCAUUAUUAGUAACGGCUUUGUUAUUCUCUUCUUAUUAAGCAUCCCUUCCCGGCUGUUGUGCUAAUUUGACUUCCCCCGAAAUUUAGUGUAGCAAGCAAACGCUGUUGUUCUAGAGACUGUGAUGGUCCGUCUUUGUUUAAUCUCGCUUUGACAAGGGGAAGUUUUGGCUGAAGUAAUCCAACCUCUGACCGCGUUCUCUUUGUUUUUGGGCAGUCUGUUGUUACGCUUCCUCGGGGGUGAAGUUUUUAUUUGAUCGGUCAUGGCUAUUUGUUACAUGUUAGGACACAAUAGCGCCUUUGCCGCUGACAAGUAAAAGUGCCACAUAAAAGUCAUUUUUUUUAACAAACGUGUCUGGUCUCUAUUAUAUUGGUCAAUCAAUGUCUUACCUACAUUACCACUAUUUCAAGUUGUCCAAUAGGAACAGCCGCUAUAAACAUCAGAUCAGGCUAUAUAUAUAGGAAAACAAUGUCGUGAACAUGGAACAUUUGGUUUAUCACUACUUUCUAUCACAUGUUAUUGUGUACUUUUUAAUUAAAAGUGUAUUA
Engraulis encrasicolus (European anchovy) is the source of this 6232-nucleotide messenger RNA. RefSeq names its product pleckstrin and Sec7 domain containing 2 (gene psd2). The record is from RefSeq and is a predicted model, not a curated record. The coding region runs from base 158 to 2941 and encodes 927 amino acids. Gene Ontology annotation, biological process: regulation of ARF protein signal transduction. Gene Ontology annotation, molecular function: protein binding; guanyl-nucleotide exchange factor activity; phospholipid binding. NCBI's taxonomy places the organism in Eukaryota, Metazoa, Chordata, Actinopteri, Clupeiformes, Engraulidae. The transcript is spliced from 17 exons.